Exophiala spinifera is the source of this 1149-nucleotide messenger RNA. RefSeq lists its product as uncharacterized. NCBI's taxonomy places the organism in Eukaryota, Fungi, Ascomycota, Eurotiomycetes, Chaetothyriales, Herpotrichiellaceae. The transcript has 2 exons. Gene Ontology annotation, molecular function: rRNA binding. Bases 1 to 1149 code for a protein of 382 amino acids. Gene Ontology annotation, cellular component: nucleolus. The record is from RefSeq and is a predicted model, not a curated record. Gene Ontology annotation, biological process: ribosomal large subunit assembly; maturation of LSU-rRNA from tricistronic rRNA transcript (SSU-rRNA, 5.8S rRNA, LSU-rRNA).
AUGUUGAGAGAAAUUAAGCCUCGCAAUGCCAGGACGGCUCGCAUAGUCAAAGCACGAGAGCCACAGCAGAUCGAAUCUCGCAAGAGAGUUCUGCUAUUACAUGGCAGCAAGUGCCCGCAGCCUGUGUCUUCAGUGCUCAAGACUCUCCAUACUCUGACCAAACCCGACUCAGUCCUCCUCAACAAGAAGAACAGCGACAUUUACCCCUUUGAAGACCCUGCUUCUCUGGAAUUUUUGGCUCAAAAGAAUGAAUGCGGUGUGGUGGUGUUUGGGACACAUUCUAAAAAGAGACCGAACAACAUCAUUUUGCUCCGGAUAUUUGAUGGAAAGCUCCUCGAUAUGGCAGAACUCCUGCUCACUCUGCCACCGGACCAGCCACAGAAAGAGGAGAAGCUACAAAUUGGCGUAGAGAUGAAGCCCAUGAUACUUUUCUCUGGAUCGCAAUGGGACGACACUUCGUCUUCCGAGCAGGCUACACUCUACCGGACAAUAAAAUCUCUGAUGCUGGACCUAUUUCAAGGCGAAGAGAUCUCCUCAGUGGACGUGGCUGGCCUACAGUACCUUCUCAUGAUUGCCGCUGGUGAGAACUCGGAUGGUUCGACCGACCUCAACGAUCCCUCAACCAAGCCCAUUCUCCACCUUCGAUGGUAUCGGAUCAAAACCAUGAGGUCAAAUAAUGCCAAAAUCCCCCGUGUCGAACUCGAUCAAAUAGGACCCAGCUUCGAUUUUCGAGUCGGCCGACUUCGUGAAGCCGAUCCUGGAGUUAUGAAAGAGGCAAUGAAGCAUGGUCGGCGACCGAACGAGGCUCGCACAAAGAAGAAUAUUGAGACUGACCUGGUCGGCGAUAAGAUUGGUCGGGUCCAUCUUGGAAAGCAGGAUCUGAGCACACUACAGACAAGAAAAAUGAAGGGCCUGAAACGAUCACGAGACCUAGAUGAUGAAGACGUGAACGGCGCUGGCUCGCAGGACGAUGCUGUCAGUCAAGACGAGGACAUGGCCGACGGGGGUAUGGAACUCGAUGAAGACUUCUCGGAUGAUGGCAGUAGCUUGGGAGGGUCGGGCGACGAAAUCAGUAUAGGUGAGGACGAAGAUGAAGAGAUGGGCGACAGCGAGCAGAACGAAAAACCGAAGCGACAACGUAUUUCAUGA